Molecule: messenger RNA, 2410 nt
Organism: Rubroshorea leprosula
Lineage: Eukaryota; Viridiplantae; Streptophyta; Magnoliopsida; Malvales; Dipterocarpaceae
Source: the annotation of a GenBank genome assembly
GCCUCUGUGCUUCAUCGGAGCUCGAGCCUCCGUCACGAGCGUUUCCUUCCUCUCUGAUUCUCCUGAAUUUUUUAAAUAAACUUUCUGUAUUUUCUCUAAAAAAAUUAAAUUUGUACUCUUUCCCUUCGCUUCUCUUACCCUUUUCUUUCUCUGAUCGUGAAGUGGGAGUAGUACUGCAAAACCAAGCAAACCCACCCAAUCCCCAAUGCCCAGAUUCUUUGUUUUCUGAAAACCUUUCCCUCACCCUUUCACAGACACCCACACACCCCGGAAUUUUCAUUCGCCAUGAAGAGAGAGCACCACCAUCUCAUUCCCAACCCGGAUCCUUCCACCUCUGGGAAAGCCAAGAUGCUGGAACAUGAUGCUCAGCAAGAUGGUGGGAUGGAUGAGCUUCUCGCCGUUCUUGGGUACAAGGUUAGGACCAAUGAUAUGGUGGAAGUCGCGCAGAAGCUGGAACAGCUUGAGGAAGUUAUGUGUAAUCAGGUCGAUGGAAUUUCUCAUCUUGCUUCCGACACCGUUCAUUAUAAUCCCUCGGAUCUGUCCACUUGGCUUGAGAGUAUGUUGUCCGAGUUUAGUACUCCGACCAGUUUUGAUCCGAUUGUGGCGCCGCCGCCGCCGCCGCCGGUAUUGGGGAUGGAUGAUUCCUUUCUUUCUCCGCCAGAAUCUUCCACGAUUACCUCUGUUGGGUUCGACGGCAAUCGGAAACAGGGGCAGAAUGUUUUUGAUGAAGCUUCGUAUUCGGAUUGUGAUCUGAAAGCAAUUCCUGGUAAGGCUGUCUAUUGGCAAACCCAGACCCUUGAAUCUUCGUCUUCCUCUAAUCAUCAUAACGAGAAUAGCAGUAACAAGCGCUUGAAACCCAGUUCUGGAUCCAGCUCAGAAACUUACCCCGCCGCCUCCAUGGCCCCCUUUGGUAUUUCCCCUGACCCAACUCGUCCUGUAGUCCUCGUUGACUCACAAGAAAAUGGGAUCCGACUCGUCCAUGCUCUGCUGGCCUGUGCGGAGGCUGUCCAAGAAAACAACCUCACCCUAGCGGAAGCUCUGGUCAAGCAAAUCGGUUGCCUUGCGAUUUCUCAAGCCGGAGCUAUGCGCAAGGUCGCCACAUACUUCGCCGAAGCCUUGGCUCGGAGAAUUUACAGAUUGCGCCCAGAAAACCCACUUGACCAGCUUUCAGAUAUUCUUCAGAUGCACUUCUACGAGACUUGCCCAUAUCUCAAAUUCGCCCAUUUCACCGCAAAUCAAGCGAUUCUUGAAGCUUUUGAGGGGAAGAAACGAGUGCAUGUAAUUGAUUUCUCGAUGAAUCAGGGAAUGCAGUGGCCGGCGUUAAUGCAAGCUCUGGCUUUAAGGCCCGGUGGUCCACCGGCUUUUCGGUUGACAGGGAUCGGCCCUCCGGCCCCAGACAACUCGGAUCACUUGCAGGAAGUGGGGUGGAAGCUGGCUCAGUUGGCGGAUACGAUUCAUGUCGAGUUUGAGUACAGGGGUUUUGUGGCCAACAGUUUAGCCGAUUUGGACGCGUCAAUGCUUAAGCUAAGACCGAGUGAGGUUGAAUCGGUGGCCGUAAACUCAGUUUUCGAAUUGCACAAACUGUUAGCUCGUCCCGGCGCCAUUGAUAAGGUUUUAUCGGUGGUGAAGCAAAUGAAGCCGGAGAUUGUCACCGUCGUCGAGCAAGAAGCAAACCACAACGGUCCAGUCUUCGUGGACCGGUUCACCGAGUCAUUACACUAUUAUUCGACUCUUUUUGACUCGUUGGAAGGAUCUGUGAGUAGCCAGGACAAGCUAAUGUCGGAGGUUUAUUUAGGGAAACAGAUUUGCAAUGUGGUCGCAUGCGAAGGCUUUGACCGAGUCGAGCGCCACGAGACGUUGACUCAGUGGCGCACUCGAUUGGGUUCAGCCGGAUUUGUGCCGGUUCAUCUUGGGUCAAACGCGUACAAGCAAGCCAGCAUGCUGUUGGCUCUGUUCGCCGGCGGCGAUGGAUACAGGGUGGAGGAGAACAACGGGUGCUUGAUGCUGGGUUGGCACACUAGGCCACUCAUUGCUACCUCGGCUUGGAAACUCGCCAACAAAGCAGUGAUGACCCACUGAGUUAACUCACCGAGGAAUAGCCAACUCAUAUUGGACCCUACCCCGUCAUGCUCUGUUUGGGUGGCUGUCAAUUGGCAUUGUGAGCUGGGUUCCUUGUUGAAAGUGAAAAUUGAGAUUGAGACCCACCACUUCUCUGUAUCUCCUUUCUUCCCCUAUUUUAAUCUUUAGUUUCAAUUUAGUCCUAUUUUCUCUUAAUAUUUUCACCUAGUGAAUUUUUUUUCUUUCUUUUCUUUUUGAUUUGGGGAUCUUUUGUACUUUCAGGGUGAAUCGAAAAUCGCUCAGUGUAUUUAUAUAUGACUUUUGGUACUAAUAAUAAAAAAUGUUGAACUUU